AUGUCUGGAGAAGAGGGCCUCCUCCUCCAGACCCCAUGUUCACAGCUGCUUGAAAGACCCCUUGGCAUCUCCCAGGAGCUGGUCGUCCGUGAGCUGUGGCCCACACCCUCGGGGAGGAGCUGGGGUUUCAUUUCAGGAUCUCGGGAGGAGCAGGCCAGGCUGGCCCAGAGGCCCGCGGCCGAGCGGGCGGGGUGCGGCCUCCUCGUGACCGCGUCCCGUGAGAUCGCUGGUGGCCGGAAGGGACAGAAGCUGUGGACGGCCACCACGCACGAGGUCCUGGGUCACACGGACGUGGUGACCAAACAUCCACAUGUGGACAACAGCUGUCUCCCGGACGUGGCGGCUUGCUCUGGAGCUGAGGGCUCGGCCCUUGGACCACCUGGGUCAGGGGAAGUGGACGUCCUCCUGGAAGAGGCUGUGACGGCCGGAGACAGAGGCCUCUCUGCACCUGAGAUGACCCCGGGCCCCACCCCAUAUGCCCCCACCCCGUGCCAGCCGCCUGGUCUGGGCCUGGACGGCCGGGAAGAGCGGCCCCACCGCUGGCAUCAGCCAAGCCCUCCCUCGGGCUCCAGAGCUUCCGCUCCCACCCAACACCCAUGGCGCCUCGGGCGGGCCACGAACCCACGGGACAGACGACGGGACGGCCGCUGUCCACACGCACCGCAGGAGGGGGCCGAACUCGGCACCUCCCCAGAGACUCAGUAG
Messenger RNA from Rangifer tarandus platyrhynchus (Svalbard reindeer), 705 nucleotides. Lineage: Eukaryota; Metazoa; Chordata; Mammalia; Artiodactyla; Cervidae. The record is from the annotation of a GenBank genome assembly.